Messenger RNA from Parnassius mnemosyne (clouded apollo), 522 nucleotides. The record is from the annotation of a GenBank genome assembly. NCBI's taxonomy places the organism in Eukaryota, Metazoa, Arthropoda, Insecta, Lepidoptera, Papilionidae.
AUGCAACUUGUAAUAAUUUCGCUUACAUUUUUACGUGCGCUGUGUUUAGAAAACGAAAAUUAUGAUUAUGCUUCUCCUGGUUUAGUUGUUGCUAACAUUAAAAGAAGGGAUCUUAUUCCUCUUCAGCCAGGAAAUAUAAGAUGGAUUAACGGUAACAAUUUAAACUAUAGGAGAACAAAGGAUAUACGAGAAGACAUCAUUGAUCGACGCUUUGAGAUUACAGAAGCACAAUUAAGAGAAGCACAAAGAGUAUCUGACAUUAAUGAAAUAAGAGAAGAUGAAAUAAAGUCUGCGCAAAGACGAGAAGAACAGAUUAGAAACGACAUUCAAUUGAGGGAAAAUUCAGUUGCAAAUAUAAGGGAUAAUUCAGUCUCAAAUAUAAGGGAAAAUCAAUUAGGACUUAAUUACAAAAAUAGAAAUUCAAAAUAUGGCGAAAAUAAUGAUCAACUAGAUAAAUUACAUCGUGAGAUGAGAUGGCUUACAAUAGACAAUGAUGAAGGAAUUGGCAUUGGAAUACAAUAA